AUGCAACUUGGCCGAGAUGUGCCGCGGCAGGAGAGGAAGAGGGAUCGCAGCUUGAUUGACCGCCCCCUCCCUGUCAGCAGGUCGGGGACAGGGACGAAGACAUCUGAAAGAUGCACAACGACCUCGCAAGAUGCCGGCAUCGCAGGUUGCUCAAGGGAGGAGGAAGACGACAAGAAGAAAGAAGGAAGAAAGCAGCAAGAGGAAGCGACAAGACACGAGGCAGACGCAAAGGGGAUUGGAAUGCAGCAUGGCAGAGGGGCUUGCAGAUCGUACUUGAUGGUUGCGACCACCAUGGUGGUGCUGCUUAUGCGGUUCCUUGACGAAGAGGGAGGUCUGACGACGGAGGGCAAGAUGGAGGCCGAGAUGCCUUGUCGCAGCGCGUGCCGCGGGGAGGGAGGAUGCGAGGACGAGGUUUUGAUGCUGCGAAUUGAGGCUCUGGAGUUUUGGAGUUGA
Trichoderma aggressivum f. europaeum is the source of this 453-nucleotide messenger RNA. RefSeq lists its product as uncharacterized. The record is from RefSeq and is a predicted model, not a curated record. The transcript has a single exon. Bases 1 to 453 code for a protein of 150 amino acids. Lineage: Eukaryota; Fungi; Ascomycota; Sordariomycetes; Hypocreales; Hypocreaceae.